Acanthoscelides obtectus is the source of this 477-nucleotide messenger RNA. The record is from the annotation of a GenBank genome assembly. NCBI's taxonomy places the organism in Eukaryota, Metazoa, Arthropoda, Insecta, Coleoptera, Chrysomelidae.
AUGGUACCUCUGUUCUGUACAAUCUCCCGUUAUCUGUCCAAUUCAUUCGCAGUUCAAUCACUUGACCUGUUGGUCAGGACCACAGGUGAGUCGUGCAAACCUGGCAACCUGGCUAUAGUACCGUCGGUAGUCGACAGUAGUACCAUCGUAGUAGACCGUGCGCAGUCCGUCGGGCACGCGUCCUCUUCAACUGUUCGCCGUUCCGCUGCUAGCGCGAUCGUCGCUUGUUUCCGCGCAGCGCGUGCUUGCCGGGAUUUUCCGGACCUACUGAGAUUUUCCUCGAACUCUAGCCUCACGGUGCUAAGUAGGAGCCUUCCUGAAUUUUAAGUAAGUCGGAGGCACAACUGCGGUUUAGUGAAAGGGUAUAGGGUAAGAAGAGGACAGCUGGCAGUGAUGGAUUAGCUGAGUUCCAGGAAGACAGGACAGAGCAUGGACACCGAAAGUCCCGUUGUUUGGCCGUCUUGGUGUUACUCAGGU